CAAUUCUUAAUCGUUAAAAAGGUUAGAACUAGCUUAAAUAACCGCUUUAUUUUUGGCGCGAAGUUGUUUUAUAGUUAUGUUUAAGUAAUAAAAAGUGGUGAUUUAUUGAAAAAUUAUACACAGUUAUCAAAAGGAGGUAUAAUGUUGUGAUAAUGUUACAUAUAAUGUCAUAAAAUUUCGAUAGUUUUUUAAAUCAUAGAAUCAGAAAAACAUUUACAAAUAAAUACAAAUAUUAAUUCGUAUUAUUUAUUUUAUUGUUAAUAUAAUAUGGAAGAUCCAGCUACCGCACGUUUAAAGAAUUUAGUAGUAAGCAGUAAUGAAGCUUUAGAAUUUAAAUUAGUACGUUCUGUUAAUGAUUUAGAAAAUGAUGAAACUACGUUUAAACCAGAAAUGUCCCAUCAAGUAUUUGGAGAUAGUGAAUCUAUAUUUGGCUACCGGGAUCUUAGAGUAAAGUUAUAUUACUCAGCAGGUUGUUUAGAAACUUAUUUAGGUAUGACUUAUUCAGAAAAAAUAAAUAAACUAUUUUAUGAGGGAGUUGAAGCUGAUGAAAUAUUGCCUAAAAUUGCUGAGAAAUUAGCUCCACAAGUACAUACCAAUAUAGAUGCAUUUAUUGAAUCUUUAAAAAAGGAUGAUACAUUUAAACCUUAUGGUGUACUGCUUCAUUCAUUUUCUAUUAAUGAUGAAGUUUGUACAAGAAAAUUUGAAGUUUAUAAAGCAGACAUGACGUAUAAAGGUUUUAAAGAAUAUCAUCAACGUCUCCAAACAUUUGUAUUGUGGUACAUAGAUGCAGCUAAUUUUAUAGACAUUGAUGAUGAUCGGUGGCACUACUUUAAUAUGUUUGAAAAAUAUCAAACAGCAGAUGGUAUUAUUCGUUAUGCAACUAUUGGUUUUGCUACUGUAUAUCAAUACUAUGCGUAUCCACGUCAUACUAGACCUCGUAUAGCUCAAGUCUUAAUUUUACCACCAUUUCAAAAUAUGGGUCUCGGUACACAUUUAUUACACGCUAUUUAUCGUGAAUACAUUGGAAGAAACCAGGUCAAAGACAUAACAGGCAUUGUCAUCAUUGUUGUAGUUGAGGACCCUUCUGUGACCUUUCAACGGUUAAGAGAUUAUGUGGAUGCAAUAAAUUGCAGUACAUUGCCUAGUUUUUCACGAGACUGUCUACUUCAGGGUUUUAAUAAAACAAUGGCUGUAGAGGCUAAAGAGAAAUUCAAGAUUAAUAAGAAACAAGCUCGCAGAGUAUACGAAAUUUUAAGACUACGGGCAACAGAUCUAACAAACGAGCAAGAAUAUCGUGAAUAUAGAUUAGAUGUGAAAAGAAGAUUGAAUAUUCCAUACAGACGCGAACAAAAUGAUUUGAAAAAGUUGGAAUGUGCAUUAAAGAAUAUUGAUAAACGUGCGAGCAUUACUUUACCUACACUGGAACAGCGUAUACAAAGUCUUGAGAAAGAAUACAGAAGCUUAGAAGAAGAAUAUAAGAAAGUAAUUAAACGUUUGGAGGAUGCAGAAGAACUUUGAAAUUUAAUAUUUCUUUCUGUUUUUUAUUUUUAUUAAGUUGCUUGUGUACGAAACGAUUAAUACUGUUUGAAUAUGAAUUAUCAGUCAAAACUUCUUUUGUUUCCUAUUGGCUCAAUAAAGUUUCUUUUUAUUAAAUAAUUUAUUAUGCAAUCAUACUUAAAUAUAUUUAUUUACUCCUACUUUGUCAAAAUACAAGUAGUAGACUGCAGUCUUAUCUACUGAAAUAAAACCCUAAAUUGAUUAAUACUGUUAAUUAGCUUUUUUGUAAAUUUGAUCAAUUCGUAGAUGCUGAAACUAAUAUUACAUAAUAAUGAAAUGGUG
Messenger RNA from Heterotrigona itama, 1839 nucleotides. NCBI's taxonomy places the organism in Eukaryota, Metazoa, Arthropoda, Insecta, Hymenoptera, Apidae. The record is from the annotation of a GenBank genome assembly.